AUGCAUUCUGAACGUACGACCGAUCUGUCAAUUCUUUACUCGAAUUUAAAAUCUCAUCCAACUAAUCAAGAAAAUGUUGUAUUAAUCAAGACGGGUUCUAUGAAUCCUGUUCAUCGUAGUCACAUAUCGAAUAUGGUACGAACUAAACAAUACUUGGAGCGGGUGUAUAAUUUCAAUGUUAUUGGUGGAUAUCUGUCGCCGACUCAUGAUGAAUAUGUUCACAGUAAAUUAGGAAAUGAACUUAUUAGUGGUCAACAUCGUAUUGAAAUGUGUCGAAAAGCUAUUGAAGAAGCUGGUCAGCAACAUUGGUUGAGUGUUGAUAUGGCUGAAUGUAUGGGUAAGUUAAUGGAACUUUUUCAAAUAUAUUUUCAUUCAAGAAGAUGGUAA
Rotaria sordida is the source of this 387-nucleotide messenger RNA. NCBI's taxonomy places the organism in Eukaryota, Metazoa, Rotifera, Eurotatoria, Philodinida, Philodinidae. The record is from the annotation of a GenBank genome assembly.